Indicator indicator is the source of this 1161-nucleotide messenger RNA. RefSeq names its product proteinase-activated receptor 2-like. Gene Ontology annotation, biological process: thrombin-activated receptor signaling pathway; positive regulation of Rho protein signal transduction; phospholipase C-activating G protein-coupled receptor signaling pathway. Bases 1 to 1161 code for a protein of 386 amino acids. Gene Ontology annotation, molecular function: thrombin-activated receptor activity. Gene Ontology annotation, cellular component: membrane. The record is from RefSeq and is a predicted model, not a curated record. Lineage: Eukaryota; Metazoa; Chordata; Aves; Piciformes; Indicatoridae. The transcript is spliced from 2 exons.
AUGGUGCCCUGGGGUACUGUAAGCAGUUUCUACUGCAACUGUUCAGAUGUUUCAGAGAGCAGUAGAACCAGCAGUUCAAAAGGAAGAAGUUUUGCUGGCCGCAAAGUUCCAGAUACAAAUAAUGCCUCUGAAGAGUUAUAUGAAGUGGAUGCAAUAGCAGCAGAAGCCCUCACAGGAAAGCUGACUACAGUGUUUCUUCCCAUUGUCUAUAUCAUUGUCUUUAUCAUUGGUUUGCCAAGCAAUGCCAUGGCCCUCUGGGUCUUUUUUUUCAGAACAAAGAAGAAACACCCGGCUGUGAUUUAUAUGGUUAACUUGGCAUUGGCAGACCUUCUUUUUGUUGUCUGGUUCCCACUGAAAAUAGCAUACCAUGUAAAUGGCAAUAAUUGGCUUUUUGGGGAGGCUCUCUGCAAAGUACUUGUUGGAUUUUUCUAUGGGAAUAUGUACUGUUCCAUUCUCUUUAUGACAUGUCUCAGUGUGCAAAGGUAUUGGGUUGUAGUGAACCCCAUAGUGCAUUCAAGAAAGAAAUCUGAAAUUGCCUUGGGCAUCUCCCUUGCUAUUUGGAUACUCAUUUUAUUGGGCACCAUUCCAUUGUAUCGUGUUAAUCAGACAGCAUAUAUUUCAAAUCUUAACAUCACUACCUGCCAUGAUGUGUUGCCUGAAAAUGUUUUGGCUCAUGAUAUGUUCAGCUAUUUCCUCUCACUUGCAAUUGGACUCUUCUUAAUCCCAGCUUUCCUCACUGCUGUAGCUUACAUACUGAUGAUUAAAAGUCUAAAUGCUUCUAUCUCAGACAUAAGCACGGGGAAGAAACGAAAAAGAGCAAUUAAGCUCAUUAUUGUUGUCCUCUCCACAUACCUCAUCUGUUUUACACCUAGCAAUGUGCUGCUUGUUGUGCACUAUUUGCUUCUCAAAACGUACGGCCAGAGCUAUCUCUAUGUGUCUUACAUAACUGCACUGUGUCUUUCUACCUUGAACAGUUGUAUUGAUCCCUUCAUCUAUUACUACAUUUCAAAAGACUUCAGAGACAACCUUAAAAAUGCUCUUCUUUGUCGAAGUGUGCGAACUACACAGAGGAUGCAAGUGUCCCUUUCGUCAAGCAGACACCUCAAGAAAUCAAGUUCUUACUCUUCAAACUCAAAUGGGACCACUAAAUCAACCUACUGA